This is a messenger RNA of Trichosurus vulpecula (common brushtail), 510 nucleotides long. RefSeq names its product nucleoside diphosphate kinase, mitochondrial-like. Gene Ontology annotation, molecular function: nucleoside diphosphate kinase activity. The record is from RefSeq and is a predicted model, not a curated record. Gene Ontology annotation, biological process: UTP biosynthetic process; GTP biosynthetic process; CTP biosynthetic process. The transcript has a single exon. Bases 85 to 435 code for a protein of 116 amino acids. NCBI's taxonomy places the organism in Eukaryota, Metazoa, Chordata, Mammalia, Diprotodontia, Phalangeridae.
GCAGUAAAGCCAGAUGGUGUUCAGCGGAGGCUGGUUGGAGAUGUCAUCAGGCGCUUUGAGAGACGAGGAUUCAAACUGGUGGGCAUGAAGCUACUACAGGCCCCAGAGAAAGUCCUUGCUGAGCAUUACCAUGACCUAAAGAAGAAGCCCUUCUACCCAAACUUGAUCAACUAUAUGAGCUCUGGUCCCGUGGUCGCUAUGGUCUGGGAAGGGUACAAUGUGGUCCGUACCUCUAGAGCCAUGGUAGGAGACACUGACUCAGGAGAAGCUGCCCCUGGGACAAUCAGGGGAGAUUUCAGCGUUCACAUCAGCAGGAAUGUUGUCCAUGCCAGCGAUUCGGUGGAAGUGGCCCAGAGAGAGAUCAGCCUGUGGUUUCACAGCAGUGAGCUGGUGGACUGGGACUGUUGCAGUCGCAGCAACCUGUACCACGUGUGAAGGAGGGUUUCAGCCCACCUCCUGCCCACUGCCUAAGGACCCAGGAGUAACUACCUCUGCCAAUGAGAAUGCUAU